Molecule: messenger RNA, 1452 nt
Organism: Orbicella faveolata
Lineage: Eukaryota; Metazoa; Cnidaria; Anthozoa; Scleractinia; Merulinidae
Product: isocitrate dehydrogenase [NADP] cytoplasmic-like
Biological process (GO): NADP+ metabolic process; isocitrate metabolic process
Cellular component (GO): cytosol; peroxisome; mitochondrion
Molecular function (GO): isocitrate dehydrogenase (NADP+) activity; magnesium ion binding; NAD binding
Source: RefSeq, a predicted model, not a curated record
UUGAUUGAACCAUAUCUAGACUUGGACAUAAAAUACUUUGAUCUUGGACUACCAAAUCGAGACAAGACAGAUGAUAAAGUGACAGUAGAAGCUGCUGAGGCCAUAAAACAUUUCAGUGUCGGAAUCAAAUGUGCAACUAUCACUCCAGAUGAGGAUCGUGUUAAAGAAUUCAAUUUGAAGAAGAUGUGGCGUAGUCCCAAUGGCACAAUUCGUAACAUAUUGGGGGGUACUGUAUUCCGAGAGCCAAUAAUUUGCCAGAAAGUUCCUAGACUGGUUCCGGGAUGGGUGAAGCCAAUUGUGAUUGGAAGGCAUGCUCAUGGUGAUCAGUACCGUGCCAGAGAUUUUGUCGUCAAUGGACCAGGAGUGUUUGAAAUCUCCUACAACCCAGCUGAUGGUAGUGGGAAACUCACUACUGAGGUCUUUGAGUUUACAGGCACUGGAGGUGUGACCAUGGGCAUGUAUAAUACUGAUGAGUCCAUCAGGGAUUUUGCCCAUAGCUGCUUCCAGUAUGCACUGAGUAAGGAGUGGCCGCUGUACAUGAGCACCAAGAACACCAUCCUUAAGAAAUAUGAUGGCAGAUUUAAGGACAUCUUUGAAGAGAUUUAUUUGAGGGAAUAUGAUAUUUUUUUAUGUCAACUAGGUUACAUGCUUGACCAUUUGAAUUAAUUUCAUUAGGUGGCAUAUGCCCUCAAGUCGCCUGGUGGAUUUGUUUGGGCUGCAAAGAAUUAUGAUGGAGAUGUACAGUCUGACACUCUAGCUCAAGGGUUUGGUUCCCUUGGUCUUAUGACAAGUGUGCUUGUGUGUGGUGAUGGGAAGACUAUUGAGGCAGAGGCUGCCCAUGGUACUGUAACAAGACAUUACAGGGAAUACCAAAAGGGCAAUGAAACAAGUACCAAUCCCAUUGCUAGUAUUUUUGCAUGGACUCAAGGUCUGCGUCACAGGGCAAGACUUGACAAAAAUGUUGAACUUAAAAGAUUCUGCAAGGCUCUAGAGAAGGCAUGUGUUGAUACUGUUGAUUCUGGUGCCAUGACUAAAGAUCUUGCUGCUUGUAUCUAUGGACUUAGCAAUGUAAAGCGAGAUCAGUACUGCUCAACUGAAGAGUACUUCGAUGCUGUUGAGAAGCACCUCCUUGUGCUUUAUCAGCCCUCUUGAUAUUCCUUGGAACUGAUUUACUGUUUGCCUUGUAUCCUGUCGAUCACCAAAGCCACCGACAACAGUUGAUACGGUUCUGCACCUUUCAGUAUGAUGUAGCAUCGCACAUGCAUAUCAAAUAUGCUAUGUAAUGUGAUUAUUACUUAAGUAUUGUUCGCCUAUGAACUGAAAAAUUUUAUACCUUAGUGUAGCUUGUAGUUAGGCCUUUACGACUCUGUGUGCAUGGUUUCUAGCUGCAGAAUUAGCAAAGCGUGACUGUGAUCGAUGUGGAUGAAGUAAAUUUUAUUUUAUAACUACAUA